Thermochaetoides thermophila DSM 1495 is the source of this 954-nucleotide messenger RNA. Its product is annotated as putative FMN binding protein. NCBI's taxonomy places the organism in Eukaryota, Fungi, Ascomycota, Sordariomycetes, Sordariales, Chaetomiaceae. Bases 1 to 954 code for a protein of 317 amino acids. The record is from RefSeq and is a predicted model, not a curated record. Gene Ontology annotation, molecular function: FMN binding. The transcript is spliced from 2 exons.
AUGGCGGCCGAACGAACCGCCAAUUGGGAAAAACAGCUCCAGCGGAAUCCGCACCCCGACUUCAAAAAAGUCGAGGCCUCGCGCCCGCCCUACAACAGCUCUGACUUCCGCUACACCAAGACGCCCGAUCCAAACUGGAAGUUUGGCGACGGCGCGAACCACCUAUACUGUACCUCUUCGACAAACAGCACAUCCGAGUCUAACAACACCAACGGCCACAAGUGUGUCCCGCCCUCUGAGAUAAAGCACAUCCCCAUCAACCCCUACGCCCCCAACCGCCCCUCGACACUCAACUACAAACUCCUCAUCUCCGCCGUCGUCCCCCGUCCCAUCGCCUUCCUCUCGACCCGCUCCGCCGACGGCAAGACAACCAACCUCGCCCCCUUCAGCUACUUCUCUGUCAUCGGCCACGACCCACCUCUCUUCACGAUCGGCUUUGCUUGUCCUAUAGAGAGCACAAAGGCCAAGGACUCGCUGCGUAAUUUGGUUGAGACGAAAGAAUGCGUGAUUAAUAUCAUAAGUGAGCACUGGAUCGAGGCGGCUAACAGCGCGGCGGUCAAUGCCCCGUAUGGGGUGAGCGAGUGGGAUGUUGCCGGGGUGACGCCUGUUUAUGAUUGUGAGACGGUGAAAGUGGCAAGGGUGAAGGAGGCGGUUUUUGCGAUUGAGGGGAGGCUGGAGAGCGUGAGGGAGUUUCAGAGUCGAAGUGUACCCGGGAAGGUGACGAGUACGUUGGCGAUUGUGGAGGGGACGAGGUUUUGGGUUAGGGAGGAUGCGGUUAAUGAGGAGAAGAGUUUGGUUGACUUUAAUGUGCUGCGCCCGAUUGCGAGACUGGGUGGUAUAACGUAUGGCCGGGUCAGCGAAGGGUUUGAGUUGCCGAGGGCCGACUUUGAGAAGGACGUAGGGGGCUAUGAGGGAGUGGCGAAGCUACCGAGCAAGCAUCCGCGGGCAGAGUAA